AUGGCCACAUACCUAGUUACGUGCGCUACGGGCCAGCAAGGAAGAUCCGUCGUUAAACAUCUCCUUACCGCCGGUGUUAAAGUCCACGCAGUGGUGCGCAACGUUCGCAGUGAACGCGCUCUUCACCUGAAGCGCCAAGGGGUUGUUCUAUUCGAGGGAGAUAACGACAGCUUUGGUGUCUUUAAAGAAGCCGCUUUGGGCUGCAAAGGAAUUUAUCUAAACCUGCAACCGUCACCAACAGACCAGAACUCGCAACAACGCCAGAUCAAAGGCAUUGUGCAUGUAUGCAAGGAGGUUGGAUUAGAGACGAUCGUUGUGUCAACCGCAUAUUUCACCAAUGACCGGAGUAAGUGGGACAACCCGCAGGGCGAGAGGAUUGGAGUACGAGGUUACUACCUCGCCAAAGCAGAGAUGGAAAAGGUGGUUCGCGAGGCUGGUGUAAAGCACUACACAAUCCUGCGUCCUGCGUGGUUCCACGCAAACUACUUACUUCCGUACAGCGUGUGGCAUUUUCCCGGUCUUAGCACGAGCGGCGAGCUUGUGCAUUCCUACGAAAAGGGUGUUAAGAUGCCGCAUAUUGACGAAGAGGAUAUUGCUAAAUUCGGCGUCGCAGCGCUAUUGGACCCUGCCAAAUUCGGUGGGCAGGAGAUCGAGCUUGGAAACGAGAACCUGACCGUCGAAGAUGUGGCUGACAGCCUAAGCAAAGCCGGUGGGUCUGGUCACCACAUCAGUGUCAGGAAGCGCACACGAGAGGAAAUCAACUUGGCAGUAAAUGUUAUUCCCACCCAGCCAUUUCAACUGUGGGCCAACGCUGUCGACAUUACUAUCGAUGGGCAAGCGAUCCAAAAGAAAUACGGCAUUCGCUUGACAACCUUCCAGGAGUAUUUGGCAAAAGAGAAGGUGCGACUGCUGGAGUCACUCCCUUCUCCGACCGAGAGAUAA
This is a messenger RNA of Exophiala bonariae, 942 nucleotides long. RefSeq lists its product as uncharacterized. The transcript has a single exon. NCBI's taxonomy places the organism in Eukaryota, Fungi, Ascomycota, Eurotiomycetes, Chaetothyriales, Herpotrichiellaceae. The record is from RefSeq and is a predicted model, not a curated record. The coding region runs from base 1 to 942 and encodes 313 amino acids. Gene Ontology annotation, cellular component: nucleus.